Messenger RNA from Fusarium keratoplasticum, 1632 nucleotides. Its product is annotated as Sphingolipid C9-methyltransferase 1. The record is from RefSeq and is a predicted model, not a curated record. Gene Ontology annotation, biological process: cellular response to biotic stimulus. NCBI's taxonomy places the organism in Eukaryota, Fungi, Ascomycota, Sordariomycetes, Hypocreales, Nectriaceae. The transcript has 4 exons. The coding region runs from base 91 to 1632 and encodes 513 amino acids.
UGGAACUCAGCAUCUUCAUCCUCUCUCCACGUCGUGUCGAGUCCUGCUCUUGCCUUCCCAGCAGCAGCAUCUCAAGCUUCGUUGCCCAAGAUGGCGUUGAAACAGAACGGAGGGGCUCACCUCGUCGCUGACAUCGACUUUAUCGAGACCCCCGAACCUCCCGCCGAGACGAUCGUUACUGGCAAGGACUGCGGCGUCCGCUUGACCAAGUCUCCCGCCAUCAAGAACGCCCCGCUGCCCGCCGACGGUCCCGGAUAUGAACAAUGGUCCAACGUCCUCCUCUUCGGCGCCCUCGUGGGCAUCCCGACCUGGCUGUCGUGGAAGGUUGGAGGAGGCCUGAAGACGACCCUCUUCUUCAGCCUGUUCACCUCCAUCCCCAUCCUCAUCGUCAUCUGGACCGUCAUGUCCAAGCUGAGCCCCCGCAUCAACGACAAGGUGGAGCUUCCCGGCCGUCCCGUCGAGUUCUACCUCAACUUCAAGAGCGACCUACACCGUGCCCGAUGGAAUGGAAGACACAAGAUCCCCAUGAACACCUUCUUUGAGCUGUACUUUACGGGCCAGGUCGACCUCAACGCCGAUGCUCUCGAGGUCUUCGAGUACCGUCACGAGUGGGCUACCUUCAACUUCACGUCCGAGACCUUCCGCUACCUCCUGUUCGGCUUCUUCCCCGACGUCAUUCUCCACCUCCGCUCGCAGGAUGAGGCCCAGGUCGGCACCAACUACAACCACGGCAAUGACCACUACGCCUGGUUCUUGGGUCCCCGCAUGAUCUACACGUCGGGCAUCAUCUCCGACCCCACCCGAGAGGAGACUCUCGAGGAGAUGCAGGACAACAAGCUGGCAAUUGUUUGCGAAAAGAUUGAUCUCAAGCAGGGCGAGACCGUCUUGGAUAUCGGCUGCGGUUGGGGAACCCUGGCCAAGUUCGCCAGUGUCAACUAUGGCGCCAAGGUCACCGGUGUCACUCUUGCAAGCAACCAGGCUCAAUGGGGUAACGACGGCCUUCGCAAGGCUGGCAUCCCCGAGGAACAGAGCAAGCUCCUCGUCUGCGACUACCGCGACAUCCCCGACGACACCAAGUUCAACAAGAUCACGCAGCUGGAGAUGGCCGAGCACGUUGGUGUCCGAAGACUCACCACCUUUUUCCGACAGUGCUACGAGAUGCUCGAGGAUGACGGCUCCAUGUACGUCCAGCUGUCGGGCCUGAGAAAGGCAUGGCAGUACGAGGACUUUAUCUGGGGACUGUUUCUGAACAAGUACAUCUUCCCCGGUGCCGACGCCUCCACGCCGCUCUCCUUCUACAUUGGCUGCCUCGAGGCUGCCGGAUUCGAGGUCAAGAGUGUUGACACUGUUGGCGUCCACUACUCUGGCACUCUCUGGCGAUGGUACAGGAACUGGCUCGGAAAUGCUGAAAAGGUCAAGGCCAAGUAUGGCGAGCGCUGGUUCAGGAUCUGGGAAAUCUUCCUGGCCUACUCGACCAUCGCCUCUCGACAGGGCUCCGCCACCUGCUUCCAGAUCGUCGUCGUCAAGAACCUCAACUCCACACACCGCGUCGAUGGCAUCCAAUCCCAGUACGGCCUCCAGGGCGCCCUGGCCGCUGCCAAGGCUGCUGGCAAGGCUUUCCUGCCAAAGUAA